Messenger RNA from Mytilus californianus (California mussel), 597 nucleotides. RefSeq names its product nurim-like. The transcript has 5 exons. Gene Ontology annotation, cellular component: nuclear membrane. The coding region runs from base 16 to 597 and encodes 193 amino acids. Lineage: Eukaryota; Metazoa; Mollusca; Bivalvia; Mytilida; Mytilidae. The record is from RefSeq and is a predicted model, not a curated record.
CACAAAAUCUCCAAAAUGUUGCAGACAGUUGUAUUUUUUCUGUUUGGUAUUUUCUCCAUUUCACUGUUAGCAGGCACAACUUUCAAGCUUGUCAGGUUUCUUUCCACACAACCUGAUCAAGAAUAUGUUAUUAAAGAUUCAUCAAACCUAGUUUUGAUAGUGGUAGACUUUUGUCUUUUACUGUUGUUCAUGGUACAACAUAGUGUGAUGACAUCAAAAUCAUUAAAGAAAGAGUUAUGGCCCUUCUGUAAACCUCUCUACAGAACGUUAUAUACUAUAUCCACGUGUGUAGCUCUCCAGACAUUGAUGUAUUUCUGGCAGAGAACAGACAUUAGUUUAUGGUUGAUUAAUACAGAAGAUGCUCCUCUUACUUCCCUGUUCUUCACAUUAGUACAGAUAUUUAGUUGGAUGAUUCUGUUUCUAGAGAAUACAUUGACAGAGCCAUUCUUCUUGGUUGGAAUCAAGCAGCUGUAUAACUAUAUACAAGGAUACAGAUCACCCAAGAGAUUCUUUAGUCGUCAGUUCCAGGAACUUCUCUCUCACAUGCCCCACCCUGGUACAACCUGUUUUAUACUGAUCUUUUUUGUUAUAUUAUGA